AUGAGCUCCUCGCAGCUUCCCGGCUUCAUCACGCGACAAAGCAUCGUCGUGGUGGUGCUCUUCCUCGCCCUCCUCUUCUUCAUCCUCGCGCUUGCCCUGCCCUGGUACAAGAUUACCGAGACCAACGUGCCCUACCCCACCUGGGACGGCAACACCACCGCCACCGUCGUCUCCACCUUCUACUGGACCGGCGUCACCCUCACCAUCAACUCCACCAACGCCACCGUCAUCUCGCCCAGCCCCUCUGCCGCCCCCUCCACCGACCCCAGCCCCUCGUCCAGCCCUUCGCCCAGCCCGCAGGCCUCCAACUCGUCGGCGGCCGUCGCCGCAGCCGCGGUAGAGACAUCAUCAACCACAUCAUCAACCACCACUACUCGAAAGAUGCCGUGGUCGGACUUCCCUACAGAUGCGGUCGAGGCCAAGCUGCUGACGUCGCUGGCGCUGCUGGUGGCGGCGGUCGGGCUCGACCUGGUGCUGCUCGGGCCGGUCCUGUUCGCGCGCACCUUCCUCAACCGCCGCUUCGGGCACAAGGCCACCAAGUGGGCGCUGCUGUGCGUGUCGCUGGCCAUGAUCAUCUGCGCCUUCCUGGCCUGGUUCCUCUUCUUCGGCCUCUGCGAGAGCUUCGCGCUGGACGAGUCGUUCUGCCCGGACGAGGCCUACCUCGGCCUGUCGGUCUUCGACGAGGAGAAGUACUGGUGCACCACCUUCAUCGGCGACCGCUCCAACAUCGGCCGUUUCCACACCGACUUUAAAUGGGGUCCUCUCAGCGGCUGGUGGAUGGCGCUGGUGGGUGCCAUCGUGUCGGUCGUGGCGUCGUUCUGCCUGUUCCUGCUGAAGCCGCCCGCCAUGGAGGAGCUCGGCCACAAGCGACCCCUCCUGCACGACAACGACUACGUCUCCUACCACUGA
Messenger RNA from Acanthamoeba castellanii str. Neff, 909 nucleotides. RefSeq lists its product as uncharacterized. Bases 1 to 909 code for a protein of 302 amino acids. The transcript is spliced from 2 exons. The record is from RefSeq and is a predicted model, not a curated record. NCBI's taxonomy places the organism in Eukaryota, Discosea, Longamoebia, Acanthamoebidae.